GAAUGAUCAUCCUGUUGUGAUGCGUACCUCAUACAUUACCGUGACUUUAUGCGCGCUGGUGCUUGUGCUUGCUCUCACAAGCGUCCAGGUUCAAUCAUCCCCCGUGCAAUAUAGCAAAUGGGAAGAAUAUGUGAAAAUGUUCAAAGAUGACGACGGAUUCAUCAACAGCAAGGACAAUAAAUGCAGACACGGUGGCGAGGUGCGGAAUUUGUGCGAAAAAUGCGCCAAAGUCACCAAAAACGAAGUCGUCUUCCCACUGUGCUGCCAGAACAAGAUCGGAGUCGCUGCCUGGUGCAAGGAGUUCCUCGACUACAGGCCAGUCGAGCCCGUUCUCUCAUCUUAAAUACAACAUCCAUGCACCAAAUACAAUGAAAGAUCCCACCACCAAGAUCCGUCAUCAGUUGUUGAUAAGGGAGAAAAUCAGUCGGUUUCUUAGCUGUAGAACUGUUGUGAAUAUUUAAUUUUGAAGACUCAGAAACUAAAUCUCAUUUGACUAGAAACAAAUCAAUCCUAAUUCUCUUUCGAUAAAAAUCUACGACAAUAAGCGUUAUCUCCAGAUAAAAAUAUUCAUAUUAUGAUUUUAAUUCAUAUGUAUAAUUAAAUUGAAUUUAUCUGCAGCUUAUACACUGAGUGAAUUCGUCUGCGAUAAAAAGGUAAAAAGUUUACUAAUGGAUUGAAUUCAUCUGCCUUGGAUAAAUGUAACUUAAUUCAGUUGUUCCAUAUGGAGGAAUUAAUGCCUCCGUAAAUCGAAGUUCUUUCUUUGCUAUAUUUUUGAAUUUUUAAAUAGCUGGUGCUUAAUUACGAGUACAAAAAUAUCUUUAGAGUACAUAGCAUUAACAAGAUUUUCCUACAAUUUUAUUUGUGCCUUAUGUAGUCAUAUAAUACAAUGUAAAAUUAGAUUUUUCCGGCAGAUUGUAGAAAACUGGAAAUUUAAGGAACAAAGAACUCAUUUAGCAAAGAAAAUAUAUCACUGUUAUGCAGGAAAUUAACUAUACUAUUAAUUAAAGAAUUUGAUAAUUUUUUAAAGACCACUUGUGUAAUUUAAUUAUAGAUAUAUAAAGAACUACCUUACCUUACAUAUUUUAUCAAUGAAAUUCAGCACCUAUAUUCUUAAUGUUACAAUAUAAUGUUAACAAGAAAAUUUUAUGGAAUAAUAUAUAUUAUAAUUAGCAACUACUGUAUUCACAACUUUAGAGCUUAACAAGUAUUAGUUAUUGCUUAAUUAUUAUAAGGUGUUUUAAAAAUGCAAGACGUGUGUUGUGUUGAACAUGUUUGUACGUGUCAGAAACUGUUUAUGCGUUUUCAAUGGCAUCUAUUUGUACGUUUAAAAGAUUUUAAGAAGCUGUGUAUUUAUUUUAAAUGUGAUUGCUUUUAUUCAUAAAAUUACUAUUUAUUUUAGAUGUUUUACAGAGAAAUGUUUCAAUAAAAGUUGUGCAUGUGCAAAAUGGGUCCUCCUUUU
Argiope bruennichi is the source of this 1459-nucleotide messenger RNA. RefSeq lists its product as uncharacterized. The transcript is spliced from 3 exons. The coding region runs from base 20 to 343 and encodes 107 amino acids. The record is from RefSeq and is a predicted model, not a curated record. Lineage: Eukaryota; Metazoa; Arthropoda; Arachnida; Araneae; Araneidae.